Messenger RNA from Sorghum bicolor (sorghum), 1448 nucleotides. RefSeq names its product protein SRC2. The coding region runs from base 91 to 1218 and encodes 375 amino acids. The transcript has a single exon. Gene Ontology annotation, biological process: defense response. NCBI's taxonomy places the organism in Eukaryota, Viridiplantae, Streptophyta, Magnoliopsida, Poales, Poaceae. The record is from RefSeq and is a predicted model, not a curated record.
GAGAUUCAUGCCAUACACUACCCAAUAUGAAAUCCAAACUGUUUUGAAUGGCACAUAUCUCGAUACGUUAUGUGAAACCUAUUGUUUUAAAUGAUAUAUAUCUCCAUACGCUAUGUAAACGGUCUAGAUAACAAAUGCUCGGAAAAAAAACUGCUUUCUAACCAACUGGUGGAUCUUACCCCGAGUGAUGGUGGGACCCACGCCACCUUCUAUAUAAACAUGCCGAAUAGCUCGACAAAGCCCGGUGCAUCCAUCAGUCAUCACACAGAGUGCGCCAUGGCGUACAGGACGCUGGAGGUGACUCUCCUGUCGGCCAAGGACCUGAAGAGGGUGAACCUGAUCUCGCGCAUGGAGGUGUACGCCGUGGUGACCAUCUCCGGCGACCCUCUGACGCGGCAGUGCACCCAGCCGGACCCCUACGGCGGGCGCCACCCGUGCUGGAACACCUCGUUCCGGUUCAACGUCCCGCCCAGCGCCGCGACGGCCACCGGCUGCCUCCACGUGCUCCUCCGCACCGAGCGCGCCCUGGGCGACCGCGACGUCGGCGAGGUCAUCGUGCCCCUGGCCGACAUCCUCGCCGGUGGCGGCGCCGCGUCCGACCCCGGGUCCCGGCCGCCGCAGCUCGCGUCGUACCAGGUCCGCAAGGUGCACCGCUGCGAGCCGCGCGGCGUGCUCAACGUGUCCUACCGCCUCGGCCCCAUCGUCGCCCCGCAGGCCAGAGCCGUCGACGAGGCCGCCGGCGGCGCCGGUGCCUUCGUCGGGUAUCCGGUGCCGCGGCAGUUCUACGCGCCGUCGUAUGCCUAUCUGCCCUCGCCGCUGUCCCUGGCGCCGCCGCCGCCUCCGGCGCAAGCUGCCGGUCGCGACGCCCAGCUGCACCCACCUCCGCAGUACAGCUUGCCUGCUGCUACUUAUUCGCAGGCUUAUCCACAGCAGCCGGCUGCUAAUUAUCCACAGCAGCCGGCUGCCGGGCGCGCUGCUCUGCCGGCGCCGGCGAGCGGGGAGAGCAACGGCAAGCUGGACUUCGGGGUGGGCCUCGGCGCGGGGCUGGUCAGCGGCGCGAUCGGCGGGAUGCUGGUCGCCGGCGACGUGAUGAUGUCUGACGCGGCGGCCUACAAUUCCGGGUACCGCGCUGGACUGGCCGACGGCGGCGCGGCGGCGGUGUACAAGAAUUCUUAUCGCGUUCACGACAAAGUCGAAGCAAAACGGGCGGCGGUGUGACUCACUUGAAUCGAUGCAUACUGUGUGAUUGUCAUUAGUCUCGUCUUGUUAACAACCCAUAAUAGUACUUGCCGUGUGUAUAUGGAAUAUAUAAUUACGUAUAUAUCAUAAUUAAUAAUAUAAGAUAAGAGAAAUUUUACGACCCUCGAAGAAAGAGAUGUCUACCCAACAAUAAGUUGUUUUAGCCCUUUCCAUCAACGAAUUUUUUUCCAUACACUUACAUUUUAUUA